AUGGUUCGCAUUAAUCAUAAUAAUAAAAAAAGUAAUUGUCAUAAUUCAACAAAAAGUCGGGAUUCUACUUCACGAUCAAAAUCAAAUAUAGCAAACAAUAGUUCGAUACAAGAUACAUUGUUAAAACAACCAAUAAAUGGAGAUGUAAACAAUCAAAAUGAUGAAACAAACAAAAUUCUAAAUGUUGUUCGAAGAGCCCUAAUUAAUGCUGCCGAAGAAUUAGUACAACAUAAAUCGGAAAAUUUAUUCAAUAAUAAUGAUAAUAAUUUUUCAUUGACUAUUGAAUCCAAACCUGACGAUGGUAUUACUAUAAAUACUAGUGAAGAACGAAUAUAUAGUAACAAAUACAAUAACAAAUCAAGAAAUAAUAAUUAUUUAAAAAAUAAAUAUAAUAAUAAAAAUAAACAAUUUUUAUCAUUGAAAAAUUUGACAUCAAGAAAAAAUAGUAGUGGUAAACGAAAAAUAACGACAACAAAUCAACAACGAAGAUUACAAAAACAUAUUAUACAAUUGAAAAAGAAAAAUUUAACAGGACGAAGAAAAUAA
This is a messenger RNA of Didymodactylos carnosus, 546 nucleotides long. The record is from the annotation of a GenBank genome assembly. Lineage: Eukaryota; Metazoa; Rotifera; Eurotatoria; Philodinida; Philodinidae.